This is a messenger RNA of Chelonus insularis, 1116 nucleotides long. RefSeq names its product N-acetylneuraminate lyase-like. Bases 117 to 1040 code for a protein of 307 amino acids. Gene Ontology annotation, biological process: N-acetylneuraminate catabolic process. The record is from RefSeq and is a predicted model, not a curated record. NCBI's taxonomy places the organism in Eukaryota, Metazoa, Arthropoda, Insecta, Hymenoptera, Braconidae. The transcript is spliced from 8 exons. Gene Ontology annotation, molecular function: N-acetylneuraminate lyase activity.
CUUAUCAAAUGACUGAACUUAUUUUAACUUUCUAUUAAGUAGUCUCAGUAAAGAGUGUAUCUGAUACACAGUUGAGAAAAUUACAUAGCAUUAUUCACGUCAAUAGUUUCCUAAUCAUGCCGCGUUUGCCAUAUAACUUCCGGGGCUACAUUGCACCUGUCUUUACACCUGUUACUGCUGAAAAAAAUUUGAACCUUUCAAUAAUUUCGGAGUAUGCAAAAUAUUUAUCUAAAAAUGGAAUUCAAGGUGUUCUGGUCAAUGGUACAAGUGGAGAAGGUAUGUCAAUGUCAGUAGCAGAUCGUAAAAAAGUAGCUGAAGCAUGGGCAGGUGCUAUAAAAGAAACAAGACAGCAUUUAAUGAUCCAAGUUGGAGGUGCUUCUCUUCCUGACGUAAUUCAACUCGCAAAACAUGCCGAGAAAAUUAAAGCAGAUUCUAUUCUUUGUCUCCCGGAAUUGUACUUUAAACCGAACAAUUCAGCUCAGUUAAUUGAAUAUCUAAAGAUUGUCAGUGAAGCUGCUCCAAAAACUCCAUUAUUGUAUUAUCAUAUUCCAAUGUUUACUCAUGUCAACAUUCACAUGGGUGAGUUUCUCAACAAAAUUGGAGAUACAAUACCGACUUUUGUUGGAAUAAAAUUCACUAGUAAUAAUCUUGAAGAAGGAGCUCAAGCAGUUGAAGCGAAUUCCAAAAAAAAUAUUAUUUUCUUAGGAAAUGAUCAAUUGAUGUCAGCAGCAUUUGCUGUUGGAAUGGAUUCAUUUAUUGCCACAAGCGUUAAUAUUUUUCCAGAUAUAGCCAUCAAAAUUUUAGAGACAGCUAAAAAAGGGGAUUGCUUUAAAGCAAAUGAAAUACAGAAAAAACUGUCACAGGCUGUUAUUGCUAUAUCUAAAUAUGGUAAUUGGGUUGUUACCAUGAAAACUGCCAUGGCUUUAUUGAGUCCACUUGAUCCAGGUCCAGUCUGUGAACCUUUAAAACCUCUCUCUGAUGAAGACAUUCAAUCUAUGAAACGUGAUCUAGGCUCUUUAGGUUUUAUGCUAAAUGGUUGAUAUACAAUACUUAAUAUUAAACAGUAUCGUAGAAAAUAUAAUUUAGAAAGUAAAUAAACAUUAGUUUUGAUCAUCA